UUUUUUUUUUGUUCGGGCCUAGAUUCCCAUGUUAUCAUAGAACAAAGGAAGAAACCGAAGCGACGAUCGCCGCAGCUUUCACAGUCAGACGAAUUUCUAAAGGAUUCAACGACGGAGAGUAUGAUGGAAGUGGCCCUUCACUCAUACGCAAAACCGGCCAGGUCAGAACCAAACUCUACCAGGACGGCACUCCCUACUCGUCCCACCGUUUCUAGAGAAAGCACUCAACCGUCCGAAACUAUGUCCAUUCGAAUCGCCUCCUCUGUUGGUUCGAGGAGUCCUGCGGCUCAAAGUCAGAGUGACUUUUCGGAGGCACCCAGCCCGUCGAUACAGGGAUCCGAGCGAGUCAACUCAAAAAGUCCUUCUCCAUUUGAUCCUGUGCAUCAAGAGAAUUGGGCAACUACGAAAUCAAAUUCCACGUCUAACCAGGGCGGACAGGUGUGCAGUAAUUGUGGUACUACGAGAACGCCAUUAUGGAGGCGUUCGCCCCAGGGUGCUACAAUUUGUAACGCAUGUGGACUUUAUCUGAAGGCGCGCAAUUCGUCGCGCCCAACGAAUCUAAAACGGCCGCCAUCGACAGUAUCUACUGCUCCGAAAAGGACACCCGAGAGGACUUCUUCUAGCUCAUGUUCUCAAGGCAACUCCGCAAAUAUUCCCGGGGCCACAUACGUCGCUGCGGAUCAAAUGCCUAAUGGAUCAUGUCCAGGUGGGGGACGAUGCAAUGGUACCGGCGGCGCAGAGGGAUGUAGUGGCUGCCCGGCGUAUAAUAACCGAGUAGCGAAGAGUGCUCAGCUCCAGAACCAAAAUCGGGCAUCUGGCAAUGCAAGCGGGCCCCCUCCAGACGAUGGGCCAACUCCGAUAGACAUAAAUGCGCAGCAAGCCGCGGCUCAGAAUACGACCGUGGUAAUAGCCUGCCAAAAUUGUGGUACUACAAUAACUCCGUUGUGGCGUCGUGAUGAAUCAGGUCAUACCAUAUGCAAUGCCUGCGGGUUAUAUUACAAACUUCACGGAGUUCACCGGCCAGUUACUAUGAAGAAAUCUGUUAUUAAGAGGAGAAAGCGUGUAAUACCAGCGAAUCAAAUGGACAGUGGGUCGGAGGAUGCAAUGACGAUUGAUUCUAUUGAACAGCAGAGCCAGUAUACCGAACUCGAGAUGGAGCGUGGCAGCGUCAACGAGGACGGGUCUAUUAAUCUCGGUUUACGUCGAAAGACCGAACAUCCACUCACAUUACUCCCUGAUCCGGUCCGGUCCGGUCCCGCGUCGGCUCCGAUAUCCUCGAACGAUCUCACAGCGUAUCACACUACUAAUGCACCUCCUCAUCAAUUCGAUAUUCGGGAUUCUCUCACUGAUGACAAUCGACUAGCCCCGUUGAAAUCACUCGCGGCAUUGAGUGAUCGUCAGUCGUCUCUAUCCCCCGCGUCGUUCCUCUCGCCGUCGAGGAAACGCUCCUUCUCGGGGACUGAUUCGGAAUAUGCGUCGAGCGAACCCGGAUAUGAUAGCUGCAAAAGGUUAUCAUCUAUCAAGUCUCUUCUUAACCCGGCGUCGGAAUUGAAUCCUAACCUUUACCCGGCCGAUAACCCUGCCGAGGCGCUGCGUCUUCGAUCACCGGCUACUACAAUCAUGUCAGCACCAAGCCCCAGCCCGCAGGGGAUGAUGUCGAACGUAUUGCCCGCGAUCCAAUCUAGAGAAAGCACGGCCGAGGAUGAGAAAUCGAAGGCUGAUAGACUAGCGGCGCUUCAACAAGAAGCUGAACGAAUACGUCAGAUGCUCGCGGCGAAAGAACGUGAGAUGGCCGCGCUGCAGAAGUAGGGAGCAUUCUUUGCUAUCUGAAUUUGCGUUGAUUUCUUUUAUUUUGAUGACCAAAAUUACGACUGGGAGCUACGGGAGUUAAUCUAAGGGAACAAAGCGAAAACGCAAAAGGACGAGUCAAACACUACGGGGCGUCACAGGGUCGAGUUCUUCAUCAGCGGCCUUUGCUUUUCGGCAGCAUAGCAUAUGUGCUCGGCGUAUCGUGAGCUCGCAAAAUACAUGCGAGGGUUAGGAGGCAUGAU
Daldinia loculata is the source of this 2051-nucleotide messenger RNA. RefSeq lists its product as uncharacterized. Bases 121 to 1809 code for a protein of 562 amino acids. The transcript has 3 exons. Gene Ontology annotation, molecular function: DNA-binding transcription factor activity, RNA polymerase II-specific; RNA polymerase II cis-regulatory region sequence-specific DNA binding; zinc ion binding. Lineage: Eukaryota; Fungi; Ascomycota; Sordariomycetes; Xylariales; Hypoxylaceae. Gene Ontology annotation, biological process: positive regulation of transcription by RNA polymerase II; negative regulation of transcription by RNA polymerase II. The record is from RefSeq and is a predicted model, not a curated record.